This is a messenger RNA of Tetranychus urticae (two-spotted spider mite), 2127 nucleotides long. RefSeq lists its product as uncharacterized. Gene Ontology annotation, molecular function: metal ion binding. Lineage: Eukaryota; Metazoa; Arthropoda; Arachnida; Trombidiformes; Tetranychidae. The record is from RefSeq and is a predicted model, not a curated record.
UUAAACUCCACCUUUGGCUGAAAACAACUUUGCUUAAAAUUUUUUUUUGCAUUCAACUUCGAAAGUAAUCACAAUCUGGUCAUCAAUCAGUUUGUAUUUUCUUGUACAUUCAAUAGCUUCAAGUUGUUUCUCAUAUGUUCCUGUUAUUUAAUUUAAUUUAAUCAUGGUUCAAUCUGCUGAUGAAACUGCGCUAUCAAUCCUCAAAAGGAUCCAGGAAAGUGUCUCUUGUGCUAUUUGUCACAAUCUCAUGACUAAGCCGAUGAGAAAUCCGUGUGGACACCGAUUUUGUUAUUAUUGUAUUGUCAAUGCACUGGACCCGGCAGAAGACAUCUGUAACUGUCCCAAAUGUAAUGCUGCUGUCAACCGUAAUCGUCUUGUUCAAGAUGUGUGUUUUGGUAAAGUAGUUAACAAAGCCAGUCAACUAAUUGAUUCUAUUAAAGGAAGUGAUUUGUCCGACAAACCAAAUGGCAAUAAAGAUACUUCUCCUCUUGGUAAACGGCGGUUGCCACAAGAAAGGCACGAGGAUAUUGAUCUUGACAAGUCAAUUGAAGAAGCAGAAGCUGAGGCACGAGAGAUGGCUAGAGAUGUAGUCAAUAAAGGAGCUAAACGGCCCAUUGAAACUCUAAAUGAUCCUAUUGAAACUGUUAAAAGGCCUUUCGUUUUGCCCAAAACAUCAACUCCAUCUGGCUCUGGUAAAGAGAGAGAACUUAGCCCGUUCCCUGUUUCAUUUUUGAAUAAAUUCACAUUACAACCAGAUAAAAGGCCAUCUGAUAAACAAGCUUCACCCUCACCAAAGAGACCUAGAGAACCAUUAAAUCGUAAGCUCAGUUUUGAAGGCGAAGACAGACGGGAAGGAUUGAUGAGUGAUUCAUCUGACUCUGAGGAUCGCCGAAUUAGAUCUUGCGCUACUUAUAGCAGAUUUGAUCGAGUUAGACAGUCAUUAAAGAAAAAUAAUGGAGCUCAAACUGAACUCAUGGUAAAUGAUAAAAGAAAUCAAUCUCAGCAAACUGAUGGGACAAACAAUAGUGAUCUUUAUUCCACUCUAUCUAAUCUAUUCAAUUGUCUCUGCACUCAACAUGGUAUCCAAGGAUCUAUUUCCAUUGAAGGUAUUGGACGUUUUGAAAUUAAUUUGAGUAAACCUACCGAUAACGACCUCAAGAAUGGCCAUCAGCCCGAUCAAUCUCAUGUGGCUAUUAUGGUGGAAAAGUUGAUUCAAACUGACUCUGAACCAAUCAAGGAGAAACCCAUUUUCAAAGAAAAUGGAAUAAAUACGAUAAAUGUAGUGAUGCAAGAAAAUGGUAUUCAAACGGAUAUUAUCUGUGAUAAUAAUGAACAACCAGCUUCUCGCAAAGAUCAGAGUCUUGAAAAUGCUGAUACAAUAGGACCCGAUGAAGAUGAGCCAAAUGUCAAUGGAGUAUCAAAAGAACAUCAUGAUGGAUUAGGUGACAUUGAAGUUUCUCAUGAAGUUGCUAGUAUCAGCCAAAUCGUUAAAGAAUUUUCAGAAGACCCGAUUCAAUCACAAGAAGAGGGCGAUUUCACUCGUUAUGAUCAUAUUAAAGCUUCAACACGCAUCUCUCAGCUAGAAAAAGUAGCUGAAAGUGAUGGUGAAGCAACAGAAGUUAUAUCAAAAAUUCAAUCUUCCUAUUCUAAAGAUCAGAAUGAUGAUGAAGAUGAACCUUCCAAGGAAGAUGGUGAUGAUUCCAAUAUUGUUUUAGAAUCUGAUGAAGAUGAUAAAUUUCUUAUGAGCUGUGUUUUCGAUACUUUGGCUGAAGAUGAUGAAUUGGAAGAUGCACGAUCUAUGUCUCCAAAUUCAUCCCAAAUUAAACCAAAUGAUAAAAGCAGCUUAUAUAACAAAGCUUUGAAUAAAGAUAAUACCGAUGAUGGAAGUGAAUCCAGAAUCGAAGUCAUCAACGAUACACUCGAAUAUUAGCUAACUUUAAUCUAAUACUUUAUUUUUCUUGCCUUGUAAUUUGCCUUAUACACAGAUAUCGUUAAUCUUGUUCUCCCCAUAUUAAUCUACUACCAUUGUAUAACUCAAUCAAUUUAACAUAAUACAUUUUAACCUUUCAUCAAAUCAUAAUGGAAUCAAGUUUGUGUUUCUGACGAUUAAAUUUGAUAAAUAAUUUA